AUGUCUCCUCGACAAAGAGAAUUUAUUUUGAAAGUCAAUAAAGAACUGUUCUUAGAGUUUGGUGAAGUUCCAGAAAAGAGAAAGGAGUAUCUUAAGUUAAAAAGAUUGCUAGACAAAAAACAUAGACACGGGAGAGAGUUUAAUGAUCACCAAGAACUUUUAGAAGUGUUCAAAAGCAUAACAGAAGAUCAAUCAAUAAAGAGAAAUACUCAAAUCAUUGCAAAGAUUGAUAUGGGUGAAAUGAGCUUCAUUUUAACCCAAGACUUGUUUCAAUAUGUCCAGAUAGGCGAUGAUCUGUAUGACCUCAAUUCUAGAUUUUAUGAGUUUUCAAGAAGAAUCUAUGAUUAUUGUUUAGUACAGAGUUUUCUCGAUUACACUCCAGAGUUGGGGUUGUUCAUGAAAAUAUUGGACUUCAAAAUGCAGAGACUAUUUGCAACUGAGAAGUAUAAAAGCCCAAGCCAGAGAAAAGAUACGUUUUUGGUUCAUAUGGCUAUGGAUAAGGCUGCAGGUAUUAAUGCUCCUCUUGUUAAAGCCACCGAGAAGUUCAUGAAGCUUUAUCCAAAAGAAGUUACAAGAUUUAUCAGCAGUUCACCUAACAAGGACAGAAAUCCGCAAGACUUUACUGAUAUACCAGACUCAAGAUGCGUUAGAAGGAGAAUGAAAGGUGUUCCCUUCACUAAUAAUGGUGCACGGAAAUAUCUUCUAAAGGAUGCUAGAGAACUUUUGGAGAGUGAGGACGAACCGCCAGCCAAACAUGAGUCAGAUGUGAAAGCAGAUUCUGAGUAA
This is a messenger RNA of Hansenula anomala, 786 nucleotides long. RefSeq lists its product as uncharacterized. The record is from RefSeq and is a predicted model, not a curated record. Lineage: Eukaryota; Fungi; Ascomycota; Saccharomycetes; Phaffomycetales; Wickerhamomycetaceae. Bases 1 to 786 code for a protein of 261 amino acids. The transcript has a single exon.